Messenger RNA from Desarmillaria tabescens, 1023 nucleotides. RefSeq lists its product as uncharacterized. The transcript is spliced from 4 exons. Lineage: Eukaryota; Fungi; Basidiomycota; Agaricomycetes; Agaricales; Physalacriaceae. The coding region runs from base 1 to 1023 and encodes 340 amino acids. The record is from RefSeq and is a predicted model, not a curated record.
AUGCUUUCCGCAACCUGGAUCUCCAUUUCUGUUGCCCUCCUCUUCGCAGGCCAGGCCCUUGGACAUGGCAAACUUACCAGUCCAUCACCCCGUAGUGACACCAUUGGCUCUGCAUUCUCAGCGGCUUGCGGUUCGCAACUACUUUCCACAGAAACAUCUGAUCCGUAUGGAAACAUCCAACAGGAGUUGCAAACCAGCUCAGUCGAUUCAUCGACUUGCAAUCUUUGGUUAUGCAAAGGAUAUCAGUUCGCCGAUAAUGAGGCGAACGUCCAGAGCUAUACCGCUGGCCAGACCGUCUCGAUGACCGCAGAAAUUAGGGCGCCACACACAGGCAUUGCCAAUGUCUCCAUAGUUGCAACCGCAACCAAUACCAUCAUUGGUGAUGCCCUCUACUCUUGGGACGAUUAUGCCAGCAAUCAAAGCGGCGUGACGGCGGACGACGAGGCCUGGGACAUCAUGAUUCCUAGUGAUCUUGGCGAUCAGUGUGCGACGGCUGGAGAUUGUGUCAUCCAGUGGUACUGGUACUCCGAGAGCGUUGAUCAGACGUACGAAGAUUGUGUUGAUUUUACUGUAGGAGGAUCUAGCGAUUCGUCGGGCUCGACUUCAGCAGCGUCCGUAUCCGAGAGUGCUACGGCAACCUCAGCGGACGCUACUGUCAGUACCACCUCCAUCAUUGCCGUUCCUGUUAACAGCUCCGCGAGCUCGGAGGAUGAAGCAUCAACAUCUACCACCUCUGUGGAAGCUUCCGCCACCACCGUGAACAGCGUAGUCGUAUCUACCAGCGUAUCGUCAAUUGUCGUGGCCUCUUCCACCUCCGGCGCUACCACCGCCACCGCCACUUCCGCUGCCGAACCAUCCACCGUUGCAACAUCUACCUCUGUCACCCCUUCCACCGUUAAAACGUCCGGCGUUGCUACGUCCACCUCGGCGUCUGCCGCAAGCGCCACCACGUCUACUAGCACCACCAACGCUAACGAAUGCAUGAAUAGUACGCUGCUCCGCUCUCAUAUUGAUACCCUCUAA